GUCAAAGCUCUCAGCUUUUGUUUAGCUUCUCCCAAAAUUCCGGUAAAAAUAUUAGUAACGCAGUUUAAUCUAACAGGCGAAAAAGAAGAAAAGAAAAGACGGCUGGCGAUAUGAAUCCAAUGCGGCAAAUGAGGCAAUUGCAGUUACGCAUCACGCGCUUAGCCCAGCCCGAACUGCACUGGGGUCCGAAUGAGGAGCAGCGACAUGAGUACGAUCGCUUCAUACCCACGCUGGUGGCGGCGCAUCUGCAGAACGAGAAUCCGAUGGAGGUGGAACGCUUUGUGCAGAAUCUGCGCAUCAUAUUGCAGCGUCAGCGGGUGCACUUCGAUGUGGGCGAUGGCGAUGGCAAUCAUGUGUGGAGCUGGGCGAGUCCGGCGCGCCUACAAGAUCAGGAUGGCGGUGGGGAUCAUCUGCGGACGCGACAUCGCAUGCAUCUGCCGCCAAUGCUGCCACCAAUGCUGCCCCCCGGUGCUCCGAGGCUGCCCGCAGCUCCAAGACUGCGCGACGACAGACGCAGGGCAGACGCAUAGCUGGAGCAGCCCAUUUGUUGGUGUGGUCGCAAAUUGAUUUUGUCUAGCGUUCCGAGUGGGCAAGUGGGAUGAAGUCCAGCCAAUGCUCCUACCCGCAAAUGCAUUGUGUUUUAUUAUUAUUAUCCGUUUUGUUGUUGUUGUUUAUUAUUAUCGUGUGGGCUAGCCCUAGACGGUGUCAGCAGCUCACACACACACACACAAACACAAACACAGACAGACAGAGACAUACACACACACAAGCGCGCGCGCACACACACACAGAGGCAUAUAAUAAUUUCCUGCUCAAUGAACAAUUACCGUAAUAAAGAUACAUCUCGGCUACUCUAUUAUACGCACCACAAGCACAAAAACCCCACAAAUGUACAACUCGAAUAAAAAGAAGA
Molecule: messenger RNA, 913 nt
Organism: Drosophila busckii
Lineage: Eukaryota; Metazoa; Arthropoda; Insecta; Diptera; Drosophilidae
Exons: 1
Coding region: 111-530 (139 amino acids)
Source: RefSeq, a predicted model, not a curated record